ACAGUGAGGGAGGAGAUUUUUCGCAUUCGUCGAAAAAAUUUGGCGGGGGUUUCGAAUACUUUUUUCGCAAAAAUUUUCGGUCAGCCGUGCGCGAAAUUCGACCAAGUAACCGGUGGAAAAUGAAGGAGACCAAUGGGAUGCAUUGCAGGGAGGAGGAGAAGAAGGAAUUGACUAAAAAAGGUCAUGAAAACUGCACCUUCCACCACGACUUGGAAUUGGACCAUCGACCGCCCACGAGGGAGGCCAUGCUGCCCGAAAUGUCCAGAUCCUACAAGCUGCUCCUGGCCUCUUUGGGCGAGAAUCCUGAACGACAAGGACUCCUGAAAACCCCCGAACGCGCCGCCAAAGCCAUGCUCUUCUUUACCAAGGGCUACGACCAAAGCCUGGAAGAGGUACUGAACGACGCCAUCUUCGACGAGGACCACGACGAGAUGGUGGUGGUGAAAGACAUCGAGAUGUUCUCGAUGUGCGAGCACCACCUGGUGCCCUUCUACGGCAAGGUCUCCAUCGGCUACCUGCCGUGCGGGAAGAUUCUGGGCCUCAGCAAAUUGGCGAGAAUAGUCGAAAUCUACUCCAGAAGGUUGCAGGUGCAGGAAAGAUUGACCAAGCAGAUCGCGGUCGCCGUCACCAAGGCGGUGCAACCUGCUGGUGUCGCAGUCAUUGUGGAAGGAACUCACAUGUGCAUGGUGAUGAGAGGUGUGCAGAAAAUCAAUAGCAAGACCGUCACGUCGACAAUGCUGGGAGUUUUUCGAGAUGAUCCGAAAACCAGGGAGGAAUUUUUGAAUCUAGUGCAAUCUAAGUAAAUAAGUUUAGAUGCUCUCGUUUCUAACGAAAUUGGUUUUUUUUUGUUCUCAGUGAUUGUUAACUUAUUGUUUCGAAAAUGGUUCAGUUUGCGGUUCUACGGUUAAAUUAUUUAUUGUUAGUUUAAAUUAAGUUGAAAUUUUUGUUGCUAAUUUUUACCAGUGAAAAUUUAACAACAAUCAAAAUUAGGUUAAUAAAUGGUGUAGAAAUUAGUGGAUUAUUGUAAAAUUUUUAUCUAUUUUUUAAUAGGGUUUAUUGUUUCGUAAAUUUUAUAGGUAAGUUUAACUUAUUUAAACGAAGUACUUAAUGAUAAAGGACCACUAUAUAAAAAUAAAUAUAUAAUCUAUUGUUGUGAAGACUAUAAAUAUAUAAAAAAGAUAUAUGUAUAUUUACGUAAAUUGUUGUUAUAUGUUACUGUGAUAUAUCUGUGUAUAUAUCUAUUAUAUUUUAUUUGUUACAUAUUCUGAAAAAUUCUAUUUAAAUGCCUAUACUGUUAUAAUUGUUUGAUUAUUUUAAAUAAGAGGAACAAUGAUUUAGGGCAAAAAUAUUGUGUAAAAUCAAUCAGUAAGAAUAACAUAUUCUACAAAAUAUUAACGUUUGACCAAAAUAAUAUAUAAAUACAAAUUUUAUUUAAUGUUACAAUAAUUACAGUAUUUUUGUAUUCUAUAUUGAGAUUAUGUAUUUUGUCUAUAAACUUUAAUAGCAAUUAAGGACAAACGAAAUAUUAAAUAUCCA
Phyllotreta striolata is the source of this 1536-nucleotide messenger RNA. Lineage: Eukaryota; Metazoa; Arthropoda; Insecta; Coleoptera; Chrysomelidae. The record is from the annotation of a GenBank genome assembly.